CCUGUAGUACCAUUGCUCCCUGACUUGUGUACACACUGUGACUUACAAGAUCAUUGCCCUAAUUUACGAAAGCGGGAAAAUUGAAUCACUCUCCUUCGCUAGAUAUUUCAACAACUGUUUGGGCAUCGUUUGUAAAUAUGUAGAUUGCCUAUAUUCAUUAAUGUUCCUUCGAUGCUUGACAUUAAUGCAACGUUAUGUAAUUUCUCAGUGACACUCAUGCUUCGAAUAUACUGUCACGCAUGAAAGAUAAGAUAAGAAUUGACAGGUCUUGGAUACCACGGUACCUAAUGCGUUAUUACAAAAUUUGUGCUUCUUACGUUUGUUUUAGAAGUGGCGUCUACAAGAAUGGCCGACUUUAUUAAAGGAGUUCAAUUUUACUUUCUCAUGUUGCUCAUCCCAAGAGCUUAUUUUACAGUGCUCGAUGGUUACUGUCCGUAUUAUUGUCAGUGUUACGUGUGGGAGAAUAUGAAAGCAGCGAACUGUGUGAACCAAAAUAUAAUUACGGUUGAUAUUAGCAUACCCCGUCAAACAGAAGCAUUAGAUGUAUCAAACAACUUUAUAAGAAGAAUAGAGGAUAACGUUUUCAAGAAUCAAGGAAUAACUUCCCUAAAGUACCUUAAUGUGAGUGGCAAUCACAUUAAGUAUAUUGAAAUGAAUGCCUUCAGUGGACUAAACAAACUACAAAUUCUAGAUCUAUCAAAGAACCAUUUGCACUACCUGUUUGUCAAAACAUUUGACGUGCUUGACAGUUUGAGAGCUCUCUAUAUGUCUGGAAACAAAUUCAGUAAAUGGACGUGGGAGCUGAAUUUGAAUUCACUUAAGGUUCUUGACUUGAGUUAUUGUGACAUAGAGAGCAUUGCAGUGAAUGCUCUUUCUAAUAUGGAAAAUCUCCAGAUUUUAAGUUUGAAGGAUAAUCAGCUCUCUGUUCUGAAUGAGAAUGUAUUCCACCAGCUACAUAAUUUGGAAUUAGUUGACAUUUCAGGAAAUCCGCUGAGAUGUAAUGAAGAGACAAAUAGUCUUCAACAGUGGUUUACAAUGCAAAUGAUAAAGCAUACAGCAGUUUGCAGAAGUGAUGAGAAGCAAAAGAUACUUCACACUAAAGAUAAAUUUCAGAAAAUUGUGUCAGCUGUGGAAGACACCACUGAUGAUGGAUUCGAAGACCUUAGGAACUUUUGGGCUAUUGAACAUAAUGAGGGUGUUGUUGAUUCUAAUAAAAUUUGUGAAUGUGAAAAUUCCACCACAAAGAAAAGCAAUUAUUUUCUCAAUAUUCAGGUCUUUGAGGAAAUACCAUCAUUUUGGGCCUUCCUUAUUGGUUUACAAAUUGGAAUUGUAAUUUCAAUAACGGUAAUACUUCUGAGAAAAAUUAAAUGUUGCCAGUGUAGGUUAAUGCAGAGCAGUAUCACAUCCCAACACCGAUUAUCACAGACUUCAGCACUUGAACCUAUGCAGGAAGAGUCAACCUGCUUGUGGGAUAAUAGUGGAUUGGAAACUCCCCCACCUCCAUACCGGGAUGUUGUUUUUCAUAAUGUUGCUGAUAGAGCCACUUGCAAUAAUGGUAGUACAUGAAAGAUGGCCUACAGGUAACAGUACAAAAUGAAAAUUUCAGCUACAGCAUACAUGCAGUAGGGUGUAAAUAUUACUGCUCCAUAAGUUAAUAGGUUGAAACAAGAAAGUUGUUUGUCACCAUCAUUAAUAAGAAGUUUUUCUUAAUGAGAAGAACUGCUUGUUGGAACAUUCUCAUUUCAUGUCCAGAUAUUACUCAAAGCUCUAUCAUAACAUUACCAUUCAGUUGGUGAACUGACACAAAAAGUCAGGGAAACUCAACAAAGACAGAAACUGCAAUAAAAGUAACCUGCUGAGAUACAGUGUAGCAUCUCAUGGGGUUAUGCUGUUGUUUAAUCUGUAGAUCAUCUACAGUCCGCUCUGUGAAUUUCAGUCAUUCAGAAAAGUGUAUAGGGGAGAUAUUACUUUCGCAUUUUCUUAUGUUGUACCAUUAUUUUUCUCUUUUACUCACAAUUUUGUUCCUAUGGUAAGCCUUUGGAAGAAGUCCCUGUGUCACAAAAAGUCAUCUCCUGGACUUGUUGAUAAUUUCAAAAUUAUAAAAGCUAGCAAGAAUCACAUAUGGUUUAAGACUGAAGGGAUCAACUUUGUCUAUGAUAUAGGUGUUUACUGUAUACUGUUAGCUCAGAAAUGGGCAAAUAAUAAAGUUGCAAUCACAAAUUUGGAUCACCUACAUAACCAUAUACAAUGCUUAAUGGAUAGCAUAGUUUAAUAUGAAAGCAUCUGAAGAAAUGUCUCUUAUGAGCAACUAACUACUAUUCUAUAAAAGAAUUUUUAUUCAAACAUCUUAUUUAUAUAAUGAAAAAUAAUUAAAUACUUAACACAAAAAACUGAUUUUAUAACUAAAUUUAUGUGAGCUCGACUGUAAAUAACUAGCAGUUUGCUACUGUUGACUAAAAUUUAUUUUACUGCUUGAUACAUUCCGCAUCACUGCAAUACACAGUGCUGGUGAAACAUAGAAUGCAUAAUUAACUUGUUACUGUUUGUCAACCUCUCGUUGAUUGCCCGCAUCUCGUGGUCGUGCGGUAGCGUUCUCGCUACCCACGCUCGGGUUCGAUUCCCGGCGGGAUCAGGGAUUUUCUCUGCCUCGUGAUGGCUGGGUGUUGUGUGAUGUCCUUAGGUUAGCUAGGUUUAAGUAGUUCUAAGUUCUAGGGGACUAAUGACCAUCGAUGUUUAGUCCCGUAGUGCUCAGAGCCAUUCUCGUUGAUCACUAAUAGAAUGGUAUGCACAAAGAAGAUAAGUAUUCUGUUUGGUAGACAAAGAGGUUACUGUGCUAUAGGGCUUAGUGUAGCUGACAUUGGCAUUUCCCAAACUCCAAAUACUGGUCACACAGUCUGCCAGCUUCUAUGGAUUCAGUGCUUGGCUGCCUACUGAACAAGAAAGUUGGACAAAACGGUAACUAAUUGCAUCCUUUGUAAAUCACUUGGUCUUCUCAGACUAGGAAAGUAAUCCAUUCAGACAAAAAGAAUAUUACAGCCUGAUAAUUUAUAGGCACUGGACACAGUUAUUGCUAUUGCCUAACCAACAGCAACUUGACAUAUACGCAAAAGGAGAGCACAUGCUCCACCUUUCCACCCAUUUUAAUUUUGUCACCUCACUCAGAUCAUCAUUUUGUUUUAUUUUUAUUUACUCCAUCAGAACGGUUACAUCAUUUCACUCUAAUUUAUUUCUAUGUAUAAAUUAUCAAUCAGAUUUACUACCUUCUUUCAUACAAUACUUUAUUAGCCCGAUUAGAGUUUGAAGCUCAUCUGCUACUGCGUAUUACUUCCUCCUCCUGGUUUCCUCCUUAUGCAGCAGCAUCUGUAACUUUUCCAUUUAAUGUGUCAACAUUUAACUCUCUAGCUCCUCAAUAAGAUGCUCCCUAUUUAAUAUAAUACUUCUGAAGAAUAUUACAAUUUUUAGUUGGUUGGUUGAUUUGAUGGAGGGGACCAAACAGCAAGGUAAUCGGUCCCAUAGGCUUAGGGAAAGAUGGGGAAGGAAGAUGGCUAUGCUCUCUCAAAGAAACCAUCCCAACAUUUGCCUGAAGCAAUUUAGGGAAAUCAUGGGAAACCUAAAUUAGGAUGGCCAGACAAAGGUUUGAACAUUGUCCUCCCGAAUGUGAGUCCAGUGUGCUAACCACUGUGCCAUCUCGCACUUUUAUGUCUCAAAUGUCUAUGAAAUGGCAUCUGUCAGAUAGUUAUUUGCUUGUAAAUGGAUUCAACCUUGGUAAAAUUCGUUUGUGGAAUUGCAUAGAGUUUCUCAGCCUGCAUUAGUGUCUUUGUGUACUGCCAAACUUUGAAGAAUCAUCUUUUAGCCUCCACUGUUAUCCUCUCUGUAUUGCAGAAAUCAAGGAAAAAAGCAGUUAAACAUUACAGAUUUUGAAAUCAGGCUAGUUUAUUCUUGAUUCAAAAAGCUUAGGGACAUAUUACUUCAACUGGGCACUGGAUACUGAAAAGACAUACAAACAUCACCAACACACACAUGCUGUUAGUUGUUAGUAAGCAUUAAAUGUAAGACUGGUGAGGUUUUGAUAUAUGUACUUACUCUCAUUCUGUCACACUUCAAAUUGACUCCCAAGAACAUCAUUACAUAUUGAUGUAAUAUUUAAUUAGUUUCCCAUGUUAUUUUUUGUAAAAAGAAUAUGAUAAUUAUCAUUUUGUUAUCAAAGAAAGGCAUUAUAUGACUUGAGUACAUAAUAUGUAAUAAAAUAUUUUAGUCUGUAAUUCAUAAAUUAUUAUCUGUAUUGAGUAAGAUCUUUCUCUUGUUAGUACCUGGGAAAUAAAGCCAUUAAUGACUAUCAGCUUCCAUCUCCAAAGUCUUGUUUAGUUGGUACUAAAUAAGAAACAAGUAAGAAGCUGCAGUAUGAUAAUGUAAUGAAGAGGAAGGCAGUCAGCAUUUUACUCAAGGGACACAAUAUUUCCAACACCUUGCAGCUCUAAAGUCUAUUUUAAUCAGUGCUAAAGAAGAAACACAUAAAAAGAAGGUGCAGUAUGAUUACAUAUGGAAGAGGAAGGUAGUCAGCAUCUUACUCAGGGAUGCAAUAGUUAACUGAUGGAACACUUGUUUUUCCUUUAUUUUCUGUAGCUUGUAUACUUUUUAUUGGUAAUUAAAACUGUGACUUUAUUCCUGUCCUGAACCUCACUCACUACAUAUUUACACAUUAUGAAUUCAAAUGCAUUUCUGACCAUUGAAGGAGGAAAGACAAGUUUUUAACCUCCCUUCAGUGAAAAGGUUUAGGCAAAGUAAUAAGUAAGGAGAAGGUCACAGAACAUAUGCUGUCCAUGGGUGUUUGUUUUUGUAUGUUCAGACAUUAAAUGGGAAGUGUGAAAUAAGAGAAAGCAACCAGGUAUGACAACAUGUAAGCGGCUUCACUUGCUGUGGGCGGGGCCUUUUAUGUAGCUUGACUUUCGAGGAACAAUCACGUG
Messenger RNA from Schistocerca gregaria, 4964 nucleotides. RefSeq names its product slit homolog 2 protein-like. The record is from RefSeq and is a predicted model, not a curated record. Gene Ontology annotation, molecular function: protein binding. The transcript has 4 exons. Bases 346 to 1566 code for a protein of 406 amino acids. Lineage: Eukaryota; Metazoa; Arthropoda; Insecta; Orthoptera; Acrididae.